Molecule: messenger RNA, 1672 nt
Organism: Rhododendron vialii
Lineage: Eukaryota; Viridiplantae; Streptophyta; Magnoliopsida; Ericales; Ericaceae
Exons: 1
Coding region: 298-1554 (418 amino acids)
Source: RefSeq, a predicted model, not a curated record
ACUCUCUCCCUCCCUCCCUUUAAUCUUUAUUGUCCUUGUUAGUUAGACCUCUCCCCUGCUCCCUCUCCCUCUCCCUCUCCCUCUCUCUCUCUCCAUUCCCUUUAAUCACGCCUUUUUCGCUUUCACAAUCACAGUCAAAAUCACCCAUACCUUUCCCAUUUGUUGUCACAACAAAACAAAGACCAGAUACCAUAUCAUCAUAUAACUCACUUCUCUUCUUCCUCAUCCCACCACCAUUCUUCCACUUCACAAUUCCACCCUCUCUCUCUCUCUCUCUCUCUCCACCUGAGAAAGAAAAUGUCUGACCCCAAGACUACCACCCAUUUCUCCACUCUUCUUAUCUCUGCCCUGCAUCUGAUAUUCUCUUUCAUUCUCUCUCACCCUGUCUACUUCUCUUACUUCGUCUUCUUCUUCUCACCAUACCUUCUCAAGCUCCUCUCCUUUCUCUCUCCUCUCUUCAUCACCACCUCUCUCCUCCUCCUCCUCGGUUUCCUCACUCUCUCUCCCGUCUUCCUCCAUAAGAAGAACUCUGCUCUCGAACUACCCGAGCCCAAACUGGGAUUCUUCCUCUCGACGUACCAUUCAAUUAUACGGAGAUUAAGGCCGUCAAAAACAGACGAAGGCGGCGAAGAGCUUGAUCAUUUUGAGGAGCUUGAAGCCUUCAAAAUGGUGUUCAACCCGUCAAACGAUUUCCACGCAGUCGAAAAUUCAGUUGAGAAAACAGAGGAACUCUGUUUCUUUGAUUUGGAAGAGAAAACUGUGGAAAUUGAUUGGGAAGAAAUCGCUCAGCCAACUAAGGAAGCCAAGACGCUAGAAGGGUUUUUCAAGGAAUUGGAUGAGUUUGAAGACUUUGUUUACAAUGUGGAACAGAAGAAAGUAGAUGCACCGGACAUGAAUUCCAAUAAAGUUGAAGUGAAAAAAGGAGUGGAAUUGGUGGGAAGAGGAUCCGAGGAAAUAGGUGAUAAAACAAGUAGGGAUAUCGGUACUGUUACAGCUCGUGCCGAUAAUGGCGGAGAGCAUACUUCAAAAGCUCGUGGGAAGUCCGAAAGAAAUGUCGAUAGAACUGAUAAUGGAGGAGAGUACACUUCAAUGUUCUUGGGAAGCCCACGUUCGAGAGCGCUGAAAUCAAAUCUCGGGAACUAUGGAUCGAUGAGGAGGGAGGUGGAGUGGAAGAAGACGUUGGCGUGCAAGCUUUUCGAGGAGCGGAACAAUGUGGAUGGCGGCGAAGAAGGGAUGGAUUCGCUCUGGGAGACGUAUGACAGGGAUUCGAGUAACAAGGCCAAGGCGAAAAGCAACACGAAGAAGAACAAGAACAAGAACAAGAACAAGAAGAAAGGAAAGUCUGGAGAUCGUUACGAUGACGAUGAGGAGGAGGGGGAGGAGGAAGAGGGCAUAGAUGGGAGAUUAUGUUGUUUACAGGCUCUGAAGUUUUCAGCAGGUAAGGUUAAUUUGGGAAUGGGGAAGCCUAAUCUUGUGAAGAUUUCCAAGGCUAUCAAAGGGUUUGGAUGGUUGCACCAUGUCAGCAGCAGGCCUGGGAAAAAGGGUCACAAGUGAGAUACAGAUAGAUAUUAAGUAGUAGCUUUGUGUUAUGUAAGUUGCAUAGCUAUGCAUGUGUAGUUGUUCUAAGAAAUUAUAAGUAUAUAUCCUCUUUGUUGUUGGUUUUUAUCUCCCA